Molecule: messenger RNA, 792 nt
Organism: Paraglomus occultum
Lineage: Eukaryota; Fungi; Glomeromycota; Glomeromycetes; Paraglomerales; Paraglomeraceae
Source: the annotation of a GenBank genome assembly
AUGGCUAGUCUCUUUCGGAGAAAUACAACAACUUCUGCACCAAAGAAGGACGAAGAAUUCAGCGACUAUGCGACAGUUAUCAGCCACGAGAGUGAUCCCAGAAAGCUCAAAGAAUAUAUUGGACGUCUGUACAAGGCAUUUAAAGACAAAUCGAGAAGCCUUCGAUCUGCAUAUUCAAAACUCGAUAAUUUGAACGCGGAAAUAUUACAAGAAAAGACACGUCUCAAUGAUAUCGAAGAUGAGAACAAGUCACUUCGAGAUCAAAUGAAAGAAUUAGCCAAUCAAGUGGUAUCGAAAGAAGAACAGUUCAGCGAGUGGCAAGCCAAGAUUGUAGAGCAUACGGAACAAGAGCGUGAGCUUUUCGAAGAAGAAAACGAAGUACAAUCUGCACGAUAUGAAACUCGUAUCGCUGAACUCGAAGAUGCACUUCAAGUUGCUAAUGAUGAGCUUGCACGAUUAACGGCACGUGUGCGCGAGUUGAUUGAUGCUGCAAGUGAGGAUAGUCGGAGCUCGUUUAGUUAUGAUUCGCGAGUCAGUGAGCAGACAAAAACGCUUGCUGAUGGUGAGAAGCACGAAUUGACGCAACAGAUUAUCGAAAUUACCGAACGCCGAAUGAGUUUACAAACCGAAGUCUCGUUACUUGAAGAAGAGAAUCACGAAUUAAGGGCCCAAUACCGAGAAAUACAACGUGAAAAUGUCACGCUUCGACGUGAAAAUGAAGAACUCAAGCAACAGAUUGGAAAGCGUGCAUUUAUGAAGUCAUUGGAGAGUGUGAAUCUUGAUGAUGACUAA